Messenger RNA from Malania oleifera, 2298 nucleotides. Its product is annotated as probable E3 ubiquitin-protein ligase LUL4. Gene Ontology annotation, biological process: protein ubiquitination. Gene Ontology annotation, molecular function: ubiquitin protein ligase activity. Bases 255 to 1394 code for a protein of 379 amino acids. Lineage: Eukaryota; Viridiplantae; Streptophyta; Magnoliopsida; Santalales; Ximeniaceae. The transcript has 3 exons. The record is from RefSeq and is a predicted model, not a curated record.
GAGAGAGUCACGGACACACAGGCCGGUCCAGGUGCGGGAGCGGUUGGUCCGUCAUUGCUGCGCUUCGUCAGCUGCUGUAUAGAAAUUUUUGUACAGCUUGCAAACUACGCGGACCGACUAUUCUUGAACUUUCCCUUCGUCUUCAAUCUUCUACUCCUACUCCUCGGCUCAUCGAUCUUCUCAGUUCUCUCUCUCUCUCUCUCUCUCUCUCUGAAAUUUCUCUGUGUACAUCUGAAUUAUAGAGAGUACUGAGAAUGGGGAUCUCGUGGAGCAAUAGAAGGAGAAACAACAAUUAUUUCCAAAGCCACCCCCCGGUACUGCCUCCUCAUCUUGCGUCGUCUUCUUACUUCUACUCCUCUGAGCCCACCCCUCUCCCUGCGCCUCCUCAUAACUACGUUUUUGCCGCCAACGCCCCUUACCCUGCGCCUACUCCGCCUCCAUACCCAAACCCAACUCACAAUUUCUAUGCUGCACAUCCUCCCCUUCCUCCACCGUUCUAUUCCUCUUCUGGUCACAGUUCUUGCAAUUAUGGCAAUGCUAUGAUGGUUCGUCCAAAUUUCCCUCUUUAUUACGCCAAUCAGAGCAGCGGGUGGCCUGCGCCGGCGGUGAUUCCGGCGCCGCCGCCGCCGCCUUAUGUUGAGCACCAGAAUGCUAAGAAGGUCAGGAAUGAUGUGAACGUGCAUAAGGAUACGCUUCGGAUUGAGGUGGACGAGCAGAAUCCCGAUCAUCAUCUGGUUUCAUUUGUUUUUGAUGCGAUAUAUGAUGGGAGCAUCACUAUUUUUUACUUUGCUAAAGAAGAGCCCAACUGUAAGUUCAUCCCACUGUAUCCUGAAGCUUUUAUGCCGGUGAGAAUUCCAUUUCACAUGGGGCUUGGGCAGAAAUUUCGACAGCCUCCAGGAACUGGUAUUGAUUUAGGGUUCUUUGAGCUGGAUGAUCUUUCAAAAUCAUCCCCAGGAGAAGAUGUAUUUCCUCUUGUGAUCUCUGCCGAAACAUGUCCGCCAUCUCAUCCUUCAGAUGAACAUCUGAGUGAGUCUAUCCCAGGUGCAUCCCCUCAUCUGCAGAUUACUCAAGCCGUCCUGGAGAAGAACAAUGGAGACCCUUUCCAAGUAAGGGUAAUCAGGCAGAUUUUGUGGGUUGAUGGGGUUCGCUAUGAGCUGCGUGAGAUUUUUGGAAUCGGAAACUCAGCUGCUGAAGGCUUUAAUGACAGUGACACAGGAAAGGAUUGUGUGAUUUGCAUGACUGAACCCAAGGAUACAGCCGUGUUACCUUGCAGACAUAUGUGUAUGUGCGGUGAGUGUGCAAAAGCAUUGAGGCUUCAGUCAAACAAUUGUCCAAUAUGCCGCCAGCCCAUUGAGGAACUUAUAGAGAUCAAAAUUAAUAAUGGCGAUCAGUGAGAUUCUUUUCUUAUGAGAUUUAUUAUAUGGUAAGACUCAUUCUUUCUGUUCAUAUGUCAUCUUACCUUUGACAUAUGCAAUUGAUUUUUUUUUUUACAAUUUUCUAGUCACACAUUUAAGUCCUACAGUUAUGUUAAAUUGAAUUCUGUGUGAACUCUAAUUUUAUGGCUGGGCAUGCAUGAGUCUGCAAGUGCUGUAAAUCUGGGUAGUUGUAUGGCAUUUUUCUUGUUCGAUUAAAUAUCCUAGUGAAGUAGAGGAAUAAUCUCCACACCAUGUCCCAACCAUUUUGCAUCAGCAGCUGAAGUUUUAAGUAACAUGUAAUUUUCUAUACGAGAGUUGUGUCUCUGCUUUUGCUUUAUUUCUCCUACCCAUUUGAGUAGUUUCCUAAUCCUGCUCCUUUGUUGAACUUUCAGUAUAUAUUUUCUUUUAUCCUUCGGCUGUGAAGUGUGGAGAUUCAAAAAGCUAAAGAGAGUGGUUGCAAGGCUACUAGACUGGAUGAACAUUCCAGGUGUAGUAUGGUGCCCUUUUCCCCCUUGGUCUGCUAACAGCCAAAAAGAGAGGCAGAGGGGGAAUAUUUACUUGAGAAGUUACCAUUAAAGAGGGAGAAACUCAGAAUCUUCAGAGCUUGGAUGGGUGGUUGGUCCCUUUGAAUGGAAGAAAGUAUGUAGUUCUGCAAUUAUAUUAAUUAUUCUUUUGUAACUUUAAGAAUGUCAGCUGUAUAUGGCAUCUCUGAUGGCUUCUUUAGUUCAUCAGAGAGUGGAGGAGGAUAUAGUCAAUAUGUUUUGAUGGAUCUGAUUAUAAUUUUUUUUAUGCAUACUUUGUAAAUAUUGUGCCUCAGUGAUCCAGUGAAAUAUUUGAAAUGCAAGUUAAUUCUCAUGUUAAUGAUCAUCUGUAGUUGAAACAA